Molecule: messenger RNA, 3162 nt
Organism: Camellia sinensis
Lineage: Eukaryota; Viridiplantae; Streptophyta; Magnoliopsida; Ericales; Theaceae
Source: RefSeq, a predicted model, not a curated record
AUGGCUAGACGAACAAGAAAUAAUAACAACAGUAAUGGCGAUGGCGUGCUUGAUGGCGAUGUCGCUCGAAUUAUACGCGCGAUUGCUGAUAGGGUAGGUAAUAUACCACCCCGAAACCAAGAUCAAAACAAAUCGGAGAUGAUAGCAAAGUUUGAAAAGCUACGUCCCCACAAAUUCCUUGGUGGAUCAAAUCCCCAAGAAGCUGAAGCUUGGUUAAGACAAAUUAAGAAGUUGCUAGAAACUUCCGACAUCCGAAUUGAACAAGAUAGAGUAACCAUGGUGGCAUUUCAAGUGGAAGGGGAAGCAGAUCAUUGGUGGGAAAUGAUCAAAAGUACUCGACAAGUAGAGACAUUAACUUGGAGACAGUUCGAAGAGCUGUUCAUGGAAAAGUAUUUUCCUAACUCGCUAAAACAAGAAAUGAUUCAAGAGUUCCUCCAACUGAAACAAGGAAAAAUGUCAGUCGCUCAAUAUGUGAACCGUUUUGAAGCUCUUUCACGGUACGCUUCAGCCAUAGUAGCAAAUGAAGAAGAUAAGGUUAGGCGAUUCGAAUGGGGCUUGGACACAGACAUUAGAGGAAAAUUGAUCGCAGUACAACUCUCUACCUAUGCCCAAAUGGUGGAUCGAGCUUUAAUUGUGGAACGAGAGUUAGCGGAUUCCGAACGCAUUCGGAAUCAGCGAUCAAGGAACAACAACCAACCACGCGGAGGAGGCCCAGUCCGCAACACCAGAAACCAUCAUGCACUAGCACCUUAUGCCGGAGGAAUGCAACAGCAACAAAGGCAGAAUCGAGGAAACCAGCAAGGAGGAAACUUUGUAAAUGAGUGGAAAGGAAGAUGUUUCAGAUGUGGUCAACAGGGGCAUCGUCAAAGUGAGUGUCCUCAAGGUGGGGAGUAUUUUAUGGAUCAGCGAGGGGCACAACAAUACAACAAAUACCAACCUGGGCAAGGUUCUAAGCCUACUCAAAAUACUCAGACCAACAAGGGGCAGCCACAAGCCUCUAGGAAUGCAGGCCGACCAAGAACACAACCACAAGGAGCUGGAAAUGGGAAGAAACCAGGAAAGACUAACCAACAAGCAGUAGGGAGAAUGUAUGCUCUCCAAGAAGAAGAAUAUUUUGAUAACCCAUCAGUGAUUCAAGGUAUGUUAAUCCUUAUGAAUUCUUGGGUUAAAGUAUUGUUUGAUUCUGGAGCUUCGCAUUCUUUUAUAUCCACUGCAUGUGUGACAAGUUUGGGUCUAGAGCCAGAGACGCUAGGGAUAACUAUGAGUGUCACUUCGCCCUUAGGAGGUCAAACCCGAGUAAAUCUAGUAUGUAAAUCUUGCGAGCUAGAAAUCUCCGGUUUACAUUUGAUCUGUGAUCUAAGAGUUAUGGAUAUGUCGGAUUUUGACGUCAUCCUAGGAAUGGACUGGUUGUCAGUUCAUCGAGCCAUUAUUGAUUGUUACUGUAAGACAGUGACAGCAUCCUCCCUUAACGGCACGAAAGUUCAAUUUAAAGGGGAUAGACAAGAUUCUCUAACUCCAACGUGUCGCAAGUCGCGAUGGCAUGAUCAACUAAACGGAUGGUUGGAAAGCCUAAUUUUGGAAGACGAAAAUCGAGUGGAUCCAGGAUUACCCCAUGUGGUGUGCGAGUACGCUGACGUUUUCCCUGACGAAUUACCAGGAUUACCUCCAAAACGAGAUGUAGAUUUCACGAUUGAGCUUCAACCCGGGACUUCACCGAUUUCAAUAGCACCACAUCGUAUGGCGCCAGCUGAACUUCGAGAAUUGAAGGAGCAGUUGCAAGAACUAUUGAGAGAAGAUAUACCCAAAACUGCAUUUCGAACUCGUUAUGGCCACUAUGAGUUUGUGGUAAUGCCAUUUGGUUUGACAAAUGCUCCUGGGGUAUUCAUGAGUUUAAUGAACAAAAUUUUUACCCCCUAUUUAGACCAAUUUGUGGUAGUAUUCAUUGAUGAUAUUUUGAUAUACUCACGAUCGGAGGAAGACCACGAGCAACAUCUGAGAACCGUUUUGCAAAUUCUAAGAGAAAACCAAUUGUAUGCUAAAGCUAGCAAAUGUGAAUUUUGGUUGAAGGAAGUAAAGUUCUUAGGUCAUGUUGUGUCUGAAUCAGAGAUAUCAGUGGAUCCUGCUAAAGUAGAAGCAGUAAUGGGGUGGAAACAACCUAAGAAUACGUUUGAGAUUCGUAGUUUCUUGGGAUUAGCAGGUUAUUAUAGGAGAUUCAUUCAGGAUUUCUCCAAAUUAGCCAAGCCAAUGACACGCCUAACGCAAAAAGGAGUAAAGUUUGAAUGGAACGAAGCGUGUGAGCAGUCAUUUCAAGAACUCAAGAAGAGACUGACAAACGCUCCAAUAUUAAUCAUACCCGAACGUGACGUUGGGUACACUGUUUACUGUGAUGCCUCUAAAGAAGGGUUAGGUACUGUGUUAAUGCAAAACGGGAAGGUAGUGGCUUACGGAUCAAGACAAUUGAAGAAUCAUGAGAAAAAUUAUCUUACUCACGAUCUGGAGUUGGCAGCUGUGGUCUAUGCACUUAAGACUUGGCGACAUUACCUUUAUGGCGAAAAAUUUGAGAUAUUUACCGAUCACAAAAGCUUGAAGUACUUGUUCACACAAAGAGAUUUGAACAUGAGGCAGAGACGCUGGAUGGAGUACCUUGAAGAUUACCAAUUUACCUUGUCUUAUCAUCCCGGAAAGGCUAAUGCCUUGGGUACAGAGUUAUGUUUUAGUACAGCUUUUCACCCUCAAACUGACGGUCAAUCGGAAAGACCUCGUCGAGGAGUUGUUCAUUUCGGAAAGAAGGGAAGGUUGUCACCUCGCUUCAUUGGACCUUUUGAAAUUUUGGACAAAUUAAGAGAAGUGGCGUACCGUUUGGCUCUACCGCCUCAACUGGCUAGAGUACAUAAUGUUUUCCACGUCUCUAUGCUACGGAAAUACGAGCCACACCCUUCUCACAUCAUCAAUUGGGAGGAAAUUAAUCUUGAUGAAGACGUGACAUUUGAAGAAAAGCCUGUCAAGAUUUUAGAUCGUCGCGAGAAGAAAUUACGAGGUAAAACUAUACCAUUGGUUCGAGUUCUCUGGAGACAUCGUGGGACGGAAGAGUCAACGCGGGAGCGAGAAGAUAUGAUACGUGUCAAUUACCCUCAACUAUUCGAGUCUAAAGGUACGAAUUAA